Messenger RNA from Acytostelium subglobosum LB1, 867 nucleotides. RefSeq lists its product as hypothetical. Lineage: Eukaryota; Evosea; Eumycetozoa; Acytosteliales; Acytosteliaceae. Gene Ontology annotation, biological process: translational initiation. Gene Ontology annotation, cellular component: eukaryotic translation initiation factor 4F complex. Bases 1 to 867 code for a protein of 288 amino acids. Gene Ontology annotation, molecular function: translation initiation factor activity; RNA 7-methylguanosine cap binding. The transcript has 5 exons. The record is from RefSeq and is a predicted model, not a curated record.
AUGAUUGAAUGGUUACAAAGUACAGCAAACACAACUACUUCGAUUAUAGGUACACCGAUUCAGCAACAACAUGGUGGAUCAACACAACAGGCGAAUGCUGCUCCUAAUGGAGGUGCAGUACAUCCUUUGGCCAACAGCUUCUUCUUCUUCUACAUGCCAAAGAGGCCCAAGAACACUUCCGAUUAUCUCAACGAUCUCCAGAUGAUAACUGGUCCAGUCAACACUGUGGAGACGUUUUGGUCAUACUACAGUCAUAUGAUCAGACCCGUGGACGAGUUCUCCACGCUCAGCGACAUAUAUUUAUUCAAGGAGGGCAUCAGACCCGUCUGGGAAGACCCAGAGAAUCAGAAUGGCGGCAAGUUCGUCAUCAAGGUCAGAAGGAACUUCACGUCCAAGUGGUGGGAGGACCUGUUGUUGGCCUUUGUUGGUGAACAAAUCGAAGGCGGUGACUCGAUCAACGGCAUCGUCAUAUCAUUUAGGUCAGCAGACAACAGUUUGAUUGGAAUAUGGAAUAAGGAUUGCAAUGACGAUGAGUCAAAAGAAAAGAUAGCCGCCAGUCUUCGCAACUUGUUCCGAAUCGAAAAGGUGGACUACAAGCCACAUCACUAUCGCAUGCGCGAUGGUACCAAGGAGGCCGGCGACGAAACUUUGACUAAUGGUCAUGGAGGCCUUAGCUCGUCACUGGAUAUGGCCGAUGCCUCUGGCGCAGCCUUCCUCAAGCAGCAUCAAUCGGCGGCAGGAACAGCAACAACCAAUGUUGUUGUUGGCUCGCUUCAACAAUCACCUCAACACAACUUGUAUAGCUUGUACCAAACAACAACUCCAUCUUCCACUACCACAGCAUUAAACAGAGGUGGCGACGUGUAG